Messenger RNA from Colias croceus (clouded yellow), 2146 nucleotides. RefSeq names its product facilitated trehalose transporter Tret1-like. The coding region runs from base 126 to 1565 and encodes 479 amino acids. Gene Ontology annotation, molecular function: transmembrane transporter activity. The transcript is spliced from 8 exons. Gene Ontology annotation, cellular component: membrane. Gene Ontology annotation, biological process: transmembrane transport. NCBI's taxonomy places the organism in Eukaryota, Metazoa, Arthropoda, Insecta, Lepidoptera, Pieridae. The record is from RefSeq and is a predicted model, not a curated record.
UUUGCGUUCUUCGUACAUCUGCCGGCGCCAACCAGCAGUUCAUUUAUAGACGUAGAAGUGUCCGCAUGAAUACCGCGAAACAGUGUCACAGUUUCACAAUUUAAAAAAAAUUAAAAAAGAAAAAAAUGAACAUUCUAAUUUCAAAAUUGAUGUGGCAGAAUGGAACACGAAUCAAUCAAUACGUUUUCGCCAUUAUCAUUACAAUACCGCUGCUCAGCUUUGGCAUGGUGCAAGGCUGGUUAUCCCCCAUGAUCUCGGUCCUCCAGUCCCCACAGGGACCGGCCCCUGUGCCGUUUACCACCACGGACAUAUCCUGGAUGACAUCUGUCACGUAUAUAACUGCUAUAAUCGUCGGGGCCCCUAUGGGACAUCUCACGGACCGGUACGGGAGGAAGGCUAUGACGUUGAUCACUACGCUGUCUUUGAUUAUAUACUGGCAAAUAAAGCUGCUGUGCCUGCAACCCUGGGCCCUCAUCCUUGCUCGGGCUAUAGCUGGCAUACCCUGCUCUGCUUGCUACAUCGUCCUACCCAUCUAUUUGAAAGAAAUAAGCGACAUUGAUUUGAGAGGAGCUUUGGGAUCACUUCUUAUUUUAAACAGGAACAUCGGUUAUUUAGCAAGCUAUGUGUUCGCGGAUCUCCUUCAGGUGUCCACGAUGUUAUGGAUUGGAUUAUUAGUGCCAACUGUGGUGUUCUUUAUCUUCCUAAUCAUGCCAGAGACUCCAGAAUUCUUAGUGAAACAGGGUAAAGUCGAUGAAGCUAAAAACGUCCUAGCCUGGCUGCGAGGAGUAAAUAUUCUAGACCAAGGCUUGGAACAAGACAUAGACAACAUCGUUAAAGUCGAGAAACAAACCAAGGCUGAUCCUAAAUCUGUGUGGAAAAUUAUAUGGCAGGACAGACCAACCUUCAAAGCCUUCAUUAUAACCCUUGUAAUCAAAAUAACUCAACAAUUCGACGGUUACCUUAUAGUGCUUAUAUACGCUGGCUUCGUCACUGAAAGAGCAGCAGAGGCUAUUAGCCUAAAACUAAGUCCUAAUAAACAAGUGAUGCUAAUUGGAUUGGUUCAAUUAGUUGGGUCCAUUGUAGCCACUUGUAUUGUGGAAAGGACGGGGAGAAAGCUGUUACUAGUAUCAACAUCAUUCGCGGUAGGAGUGGGGAUGCUAGUCCUCUCUGGUUGGUUCUACGCGACGUCAGUCGGCACGUGGCUGCCGGGCUGGUUGCCCGUGGUGGCCAUGUGCGUGUGUAUAUUCGCUGAUGCUGCCGGUUUUCAGCCUAUUUCGUACAUUAUUAUUACUGAUUUGUUCACUUUUCAGUUACGUGGCACAGUCUCAUCAUUCGCGAACAUCUGCGCAAAGCUCAGCAACUUCGUGCAAAUGAAAUGGUUUACGAAACUAUGCGAACUUAUCAGCAUUCACUGGACCUUUUUGUUUUUCGCAGUCGUAUCUUUCUCAGCGUGCGUUUACACUGUCUUGCAGUUCCCAGAAACAAGGCAUAAAACUGUAGCGGAAAUAUAUGAAAAACUUGAAAAUAAAACUCAAAAGAAAGACGUUGAAAAUGACGUUGCAUAAAUUAGUGUUAUUGGUAAUUGGACUGUGAUGUGGACUUUAUUUUAGAAUUGACCCUUUGUAAAUAUUGAAUUGGGGUAAAAUGUAUUGUAAGAUUUUGAUUGUCAAUAGAAAUAAUGUUUUAGUUUUAGUUUCGUCGUAUCGAGCUGUGCUUGGUAUAAAAUGAGGUACUUAAAAAAUAUCCAGAAAAAUAAACAAAAUGUUCAACACUUCGUAGGAGACAAUGGAAUAUGUAGUAGCAUUUCUGUUUAAGACAAUAGUAUGAAAAAAAGCUGCUAUUUUCACUUUAAAAAUUUAUUAAGAAAAGAGUCAGUUUAUGAAUAAUAUUUUAUAGUUGAGCUUGUACAAUUAUAAAAUGAAAUAUGCGAAAUAAUUUGUGUUUGUUAUAGGGUAUCUAGGGCGUUACUCUGCACUAAAAGCCGUACAAAUUCCAGUGUGGGAAAGAGAUAGAACUAGCGGUCAUCUAGCGCUAUCACUUUCACAUUGGAAUUAGUAGGUAAGGUGCAUUGGGGUAAUUCCGGCCACGGGGUACAUACGUAUAAGUUUAAUUAAUACGUAACUAGUGAUAGAUUAAGCUAAUAACA